UUUUUAUUUAAAAAAUAUUUAUAAUUUUAAAAGUUAACAUCGAUAAAUAUUUAAAUAAUUAACAUAUGGAUGUAACAUUAAAUUAUAUCUAUUUAAUUUAUACUAUGUAUAAAUCUAAUGGAUCAUAUAUUGUUUAAAUUCAAUUAUUGAUAGCCUAAUAAAAAUUUAUGGGAGGCUCAAAAUUUAAAUGAUAAGAUUAAAGAUUAAAUGUAAUAUGACUUUCUAGGAAUAGGUCUAUUACAAAUACAUCAAAGUUGUGAGUUAUGUUUUAAUAUAUAAGAUAUAUAUUACAAAUUUUAUAAUGAAAUUUCCAUAUAUCCCUUCAGAAAUUAUCAGUUUUGGUGAUGCACGCUUUGGAGUUUGGAACCUCCUCACAAAACAAAGGAUAUAAAGAACAUUUUUUUGUAACUAUUACAUAUAUGCCACUACUGAAUUUAUAUAAAUCAGAAAAAUAAUUUAGAAAAUAAAAAUUUGUUAACGAAACUUCUUCCUUUUCUUUAAUUUCUAUUUUACGUCAGUUUCUUACCGCUUUUGUGUGUUAUUUCCUUUUUUGUCAUUCUUUACUUUUUUUUUGUCCACAAGUAGAUGUUUUUAGAGUCAUGUUAAUGAUAGACAGAGAGCGCUUUGCUUAUAAAGAAACUUUUCUCCUCGCCCAAGUUACUAUAGAACCCUAGAGAAACCAACCUCGUUCAUCAUAUUGUUUUUCAGAUCCGAUCUCAAUGGCACUAACAUCCCGUUCUUACCCAGUUUGUUUACCUAUGGAUACCGGUAGAUACACGACACUUGGAGGACCAAAACAACCUAGGAUUGUUUCAGUUCGUCGUGCUGCAAUAUAUCCAAGUAUAUUUGCAAAAAUCCUAGAAAAAACCGAGUCCAUGGGAGUUCCAGCGGUUGUAACCACUGCAGCUUCGGUGGCUGAAACUGCAAUGCUGGCUCGAUCGUUAGCCCAAAGCUACUUGCCUCUCGAAGUGCGACAAUACAUCUCCUAUGAAGUCCGCAGCUUCGUUAAACGCUCCAUGGCUCAUUACUUUAAUUCCUCUCAAAUGACAAUAACCAUCGAAGAGUUUGAAGGGUACAAUCACAAUGAAGUAUUUGAUGCUGCAAAGGCCUACGUAGCCACCAAGAUCUCUCAAUCUAACAAAAGAAUCAAAGUGAGUAAACACGAGAAAGAUUCCAAUUACAACGUCUCUGUAGGACGUGACGAGCAAGUUGUGGACGUUUUCAAUGGCGUCCAAUUCCAAUGGGUCCUACGUAGCCACCAUGUUGAGACAAAGAAUCAAUACUCCAAAUCCAGUUUUGAUGUCAAAUCAUUCGAGCUCAACUUCGACAAAAGAUUCAAGGACAUAGCUCUUGAAUCUUACUUGCCAUUCAUGGUGAAAAGAUCCAGGUUAAUGAAGCACGAGAAGAAGAAACUCAAGCUCUUUACUCUCGACACAAGGUACUGGGGGGACUCAUGGACCUCUGUUACUCUUGCCCAUCCUUCUACGUUCAAGACACUAGCAAUGGAUUCAGAUGUCAAGAGAAGUGUGAUGGAAGAUCUUGACAAGUUUGUGAAACGGAGUGAGUACUAUAAGAGAGUUGGUAAGGCUUGGAAGAGAGGGUACUUGUUAUACGGUCCACCAGGGACAGGGAAGUCAAGCUUGAUUGCAGCCAUGGCUAACCAUCUCAACUUCGAUAUUUAUGACUUAGAGUUGACUGCUGUUGUAGACAAUUCCGAGCUCAGAAGGUUGUUGAUUGACACUGGUAAUCGUUCAAUUCUUGUGGUGGAAGAUAUCGACUGCUCCAUCACGUUGAAUAACAGGACAACUGAUGAACCUAAGGAAUCAAGAAACAAGAAAGUGACACUCUCUGGACUACUAAACUUCACUGAUGGUUUAUGGUCAAGCUGCGGCGACCAACGGAUCAUAAUAUUCACAACCAAUUACAAAGACAAACUAGACCCUGCGUUGUUGAGGCCAGGACGUAUGGAUGUGCACAUCCACAUGUCAUACUGCACUCCGAGUACUUUCAAGGCUCUUGCUUGGAACUAUCUAGAGAUAAAAGAACACCCUCUUUUCAGCAAGAUCGUGGAAGGUAUCGAAGCGACAGAGGUUACUCCAGCAGAUGUAGCUGAACAACUUAUGAGGAAUGAGUCUGUUGAUAGUAUUCUUGAGGGGUUGGUUGAGUUCUUGGAAGCCAAGAAGAUCAAGAACGAACAAGACAAGGCCAAAACUGAAGAGGCUGAUUUGGAGAACAAGAAAAAGACCACUAAGGGGAAAAAUUCAAAGGUCAAGAAAAAAUAGAUGAGAUUGACGAAGAAAUUACUAUUUGUGAGGAAUGAUCUUUUCACAU
Molecule: messenger RNA, 2331 nt
Organism: Brassica rapa (field mustard)
Lineage: Eukaryota; Viridiplantae; Streptophyta; Magnoliopsida; Brassicales; Brassicaceae
Product: protein HYPER-SENSITIVITY-RELATED 4
Molecular function (GO): ATP binding; ATP hydrolysis activity
Source: RefSeq, a predicted model, not a curated record